UCUAAAUUCUAGCUUUUAGAUAGAUACAACAUUACACCUACCAGCAAUAACAAUAAUGACAAACACUUCAAAGGUUAUUACAUGCAAAGGUGCUGUUUGUUGGGGUGCUGGUGAAGCUGUGAGAUUAGAAGAGAUACAAGUUGAUCCACCAAAAGCAAAUGAAGUUCGAGUCAAGAUGAUUUGUGCUAGCAUCUGCCACACUGAUAUCACCUCCAUUCAAGGAUUAUUACCAUUUUUUCGUUAUCCAAUAGCUCUUGGUCACGAAGGAGUUGGGGUUGUGGAAUCAGUUGGAGAUGGAGUCACAAAUCUAAAAGAAGGGGAUAUGGUGAUUCCAACAUACAUAGGAGAGUGCCAAGAAUGUGAGAAUUGCAUUUCAGGAAAAUCAAACUUGUGCUUAACAUAUCCUAUGAGGAUCAGUGGCUUGAUGCCAGAUAACACUUCAAGAUUGUCCUGCAAAGGCAACAACUUAUAUUACUGUUUAACUUUUGCCACGUGGUCCGAGUACACGGUUAUCGAUGUUAACUACCUCAUUAAGGUUGAUCCAAUCAUUAAUCCAGCUCAUGCCAGCUUCAUCUCAUGUGGAUUCUCAACUGGCUAUGGAGCUGCAUGGAGAGAAGCCAAAGUUGAAAGUGGAUCAAGUGUUGUUGUUUUUGGUCUUGGUGCUGUUGGAUUAGGGGUUAUAAGUGGAGCAAAAACGUUGGGGGCAAAAAAGAUAAUAGGGAUCGACACAAAUAACUUGAAGAGAGAAAAGGGAGAAGCAUUUGGAAUGACUCACUUUAUAAAUCCAAAUGAUUCUGAUAAAUCUCCUUCAACAUUGGUGAAAGAAUUGAGUGAUGGAUUUGGUGUGGAUUAUUCAUUUGAGUGCACUGGUGUUGCCCCUUUGCUCACUGAAUGCUUAGAAGCCACAAAAAUGGGAAGUGGUAAGGCAAUAUCAAUUGGAGCAGGAAAUGAAGCUACUGUGCCCCUUGGUCAUUUGUCACUUCUUUUUGGCAGAACUUUGAAAGGUUCUAUUUUUGGAGGGCUUAAAGCCAUUUCAGAUCUUUCUAUUAUAGCUGACAAGUGCCUGAAGCAGGAGUUUCCUCUUGAAGAAUUACACAGCCAUGAGGUUCAAUUGGAAGAUGUAAACGAAGCAUUUGAGUUGUUGAAACAGCCCAACUGUGUAAAAAUUGUCAUCAAGAUGUGAUGAUAUUAUUAUUAUUAUUAUUAUUAUUAUUAUUAUUAUUAUUAGAGGUAAUUCAUCAAUAAUUGUUGGUUCUAAGUCCUGUGGAGAUAUAAGAUGUUCACACGUGAACGUCACAUUGCAUAACAAAUCAAAUACGUUAUGCCAGCUUUAUUUGUAAUUAUUGAUUAUUGAUUGAUUAUUGAAGUUGAACUCGU
Messenger RNA from Arachis duranensis, 1377 nucleotides. RefSeq names its product 8-hydroxygeraniol oxidoreductase. Gene Ontology annotation, cellular component: cytosol. The coding region runs from base 56 to 1183 and encodes 375 amino acids. The record is from RefSeq and is a predicted model, not a curated record. Gene Ontology annotation, molecular function: zinc ion binding; S-(hydroxymethyl)glutathione dehydrogenase [NAD(P)+] activity. Gene Ontology annotation, biological process: formaldehyde catabolic process. The transcript has 7 exons. Lineage: Eukaryota; Viridiplantae; Streptophyta; Magnoliopsida; Fabales; Fabaceae.